This is a messenger RNA of Paramecium sonneborni, 495 nucleotides long. Lineage: Eukaryota; Ciliophora; Oligohymenophorea; Peniculida; Parameciidae. The record is from the annotation of a GenBank genome assembly.
AUGAGAAGAUUUAGUGAAGCAACUAGUAAAUAAGAAUAAUUAUUAAGAUAAAGUUUUUUUAUUGCUUUUAUAUUAUUGGCUUUAACUUAUUAAAAUUAAAAUGGGAUUAUUUAGAGAGAUUUAAAACCACAAAAUUUAGUUUAAGAGGAAAAUGAAUACAUGAGAUUAAUAGAUUUGUGUAUAGCCAGGAUAAAUAAAGGAAAUAAGAUGUGUAGAUAAUACUUCAGGAACACUUGGAUAUAUGGGAAUACCAGAAGUUAUGUGUAGAAUGGAUCAUAGUUGUGGCUAAGCGUUAGCAAAUUAAUUAACGCCUUGUCAGUGAUANAGGAAUAAUAUAGACUAUGUUUUUAUAUAUUUCAUUUUAAUUAUAUAAAUGAUUUUUUUUAAUAUUAUGAAUUCAGCAUAUUUUUUAUUAUAUUUAUAAUAAUAUCUUAAAUCUAACAUUCUUAUUUCCCUUUUAAUUUUAUAUUGUUGUUCAUUUUCAUAUUUAAUUGA